Messenger RNA from Babesia bovis T2Bo, 707 nucleotides. RefSeq lists its product as uncharacterized. The transcript is spliced from 6 exons. Lineage: Eukaryota; Apicomplexa; Aconoidasida; Piroplasmida; Babesiidae. Bases 119 to 703 code for a protein of 194 amino acids. The record is from RefSeq and is a predicted model, not a curated record.
GUAUUUAAUGUAACAUUGGAUGGAUUGCUCGCUGUCAUUGGUUUUGGUUGCACUUUUCCGUUAUUGUCUGUGACUAGUAUUGAGUCAAACUAAUUUUUCUAUUUAUAGAUGUUUCACAAUGGACAAUUCCGAUAGCGCUGUGUUUGGUCGUGAUGAUCGGUCGUCCACUACUGAGUCAAUGGCGAGUUUGCUCUUGUCUGGUUGGGCCAUGAUGUCUGAAACUUGUACUGAGUGCCAUUCUGUACCACUCAUGCGUAGCCGUGAUGGCAUUUUAAAGUGUUGUGGUUGCAACAGGGAGUUUGGCGGUCCUUCACGUAAAUCACAAUCUGUUGAUAUGAGCACGGUGCCCGCUGCAUCUAACACUAGCUCGGGUAUGCGCAUUGAUCAUCACAAGUACCGUAUUGUUGAAGAGUGUGGUUUGGAAUCUGGCUUGUUGAGUGAUAUCCAUGGUGCCGGUGGCGAUCGCGCGUUGCCUAAAAAUGUGAAUCUACAUCGUCCGACAGUGGUUGCACCUGUUGAAGGUCGUCGUCUGCAGCAGCUGUGUCUGCUGCGUGUUGAGUUGACGAAAGCACUUGAUCGUUACAUCGCUUUACUACACGAGUGCAAUGAGAACGGCUCAAUGGAUUCCCAAGGGGAAUGCACAUUAUUUGAUCGUAUAGAGCGCAUUUUGCGUUUAUUUGAGAUGGUUGACUCCCGACUAUAAGGUG